Molecule: messenger RNA, 3270 nt
Organism: Python bivittatus (Burmese python)
Lineage: Eukaryota; Metazoa; Chordata; Lepidosauria; Squamata; Pythonidae
Source: RefSeq, a predicted model, not a curated record
GCUCCCUUUCCUAAACUUUUUUUCCCUGUCGGUCUGUGCCAAGUUCCCCCACCAAGCAUUCGAGGCGUCAAGAUCUCUGCAUUUGGGGAUGUCCGACCCGAGUUGGGGCGAAGCGAGGCAGAAGAGGAGGGAAUAAACCGGCUUUAGUUUUCUGGUCGUCUUGGGUUGGUCUGAGAAAGGGCAGCCAUGGAGCCUGAUGAAGAUGUAAGUGAACAUUUAAAAAUGCAGUUUAAGGCUCUCCAAGAGCAGCAGCAGAAGAGGAUGCAAAAUCUCAUGGAGAAGAAAAAAGACAGUCAACACAGCCUCAAACAAAACAACAAGGAAAAUCAGGAUGAGGGCUUUGGAAUCCCAGACGCUCUCAACUUGUCGUUCUUGGCCACCGAGAUGUCAGAGGCCGACGUUGGUAAAAAAUUGCUUGAAAAUGAAAACGAACAGCUCCAGCAACAGCUUCGGGAGCUGGUGGAUGAGAACGGCAGGCUGUACAAGCUGUUGAAGGAAAAGGAUUUUGAAAUCAAGCAGCUUCAUAAGAAGAUAGAGGAAGAAAGGUUGGCUCUCAUGGGGACCUCUGGCUUAUCCGGGGACGUGGCGGCUGCCAAAAUUGUAGAACUGGCCAAACAGAACCGACACAUUACGGCAGAGAUGGAAAGGGAGAAGACCAAAGCUAAACAGCUGAACAACAGGAUCAAACAGUUGGAAAAAGAACUACAAAUGUCGACGGUUAAGCUCCAAUCCCACGGCGACAACCUGGCUUCUCGUAAAAAGACAGACGCCCCCAUGAGCCCAGAAAUGAAAGCUUUGCAAGAAAAAUUAUCAGCUGCCAAUCUCAAAGUGUCUGAAUAUCGCAACCAGCUCCAGGCCACAAAGCAGGAGCUCAAGAUGACGUACAAGCUUAUAGCAAAUGAAGUGGGAGAAGACAUCAACGUUCAAGGUCUUUUGUCUACCCCAGGCAGCUGGCGGGGACGGGCCCAGCAAAUUCUCGUCCUGCAAGGCAAAGUACGGGAGUUAGAAACCCAGCUGAAUCGUAGCAAAAGCAGGUUAUCCGACAACGAUGCCAACGAAGAACCGUUAAGCUUCGCCGACUCGAGGAAGUCGUCAGUCCAAGCGAAGAACCAGCUGCGGAUUCGAAGCUUGGAAAGGGAAAAGAAAGAAGCUUUGGAAAAGCUUAUGAAUCAGCACCAGGUCCUCCAGAAGGAUCAUGAGGACGUGAAGAAGAAGUUGGAUGGGUCCAAAGCGAGGAACAAAGUCUUGUCCAGUGAGGUGAAAACUUUAAAGGAGCAGAUCUCAACCCUGCUGGACAAGGGGAAACACGACGACGAACUCGUUGACGCUUUACUGAGCCAGCAGAAAGAAAUGCAGAUCAUCUUAAAGAACUUGAGCCAGCAGGAAGAGAGGAAUGUGGAAUGUCACCAGACCCUGGGGAAGCAGUUGAACGUCGAGGUCCAGAAGCAAAGCUGCCUCAUUGAACAGCUCAAGCAGAUGGUGGCAGACCGGGAGGUGCAGGUGAAGCAGCUGGAGGAGAUAGUCAGACAGCUCAAGUUGCAGCAGCAGCAGCAGCAGCAUUCCCAACCAGAGGAAAGUGGUUCGGAUUCUGUCUCCACGUUGUCUACAGAGUCCUUAGAAGAGGAAAAUUGCCCUUUCGCAUCCAAGAGGGAAGACUAUAUGGGGAGUAACAACUUUGCACGGACAGUGUCGAAGAUGGGACACACCCUUGUGGAUUCUGCAGCGACUUUAUUUCCAAGUGUUCCCUCUCCUGGGAGGGCGUCGGAGCCUAACGAACUCAACAUCGGGACCCUGAAGAUGCAGAUCACAGAAUACAAAACUCUCUGUCAGGCUGCAGAAGUGGAACGAGAUCGUCUGAUAGAGCUGGUCAGCAUGCUGCAGAAAAGGGUGGACGAGAGCAUCACAAAGGUUUGGGAGGCGGAGAAGAAGUUUCAAGAGCAGCAACGCAAGUAUGUCGCUCUAGAGCAGCAGUUUGCAAAGCUGAAGAUGGAGACAGGGAAGCCGGGCGGGGCCUCCAAAGCUUACUCCAAGAACAAAGCAGGUCUUGUCUCAACGGCUCAGCCCCCCAGCAGUACCAGAAUGAGCUGGAAUGCAGGGGAUAAGAAAGAUCUCCCAUCCAUGCAACUCUCCGAAGUCCCUCUAGAGUCUCAGUUAGAGGAGCUAUCCACACAGCUUGCAAUCCAGGUGGAUGAGAACGAAGGCCUGAAGAACGCUUUGCAAGACACCGUCAGGAUCAAGGAGGAAGACUUCCGGGUGUACCAGGACACCGUGGGACAGGAGGGAGUGAGAAACACAGCAGACCUUGGUCCUGUUGAAGAAGCGGGUGGUGCUGUAGCAGGAUCUCCCCAGCUAGAGAAACCCAGGGGCCAGCUCUUCUCAUCCAUCUUGAUGUACACGUGGCCAUCUUUGAUGGAUCUCUAGCCUGGCACCCUCUCUGAACGAGGCUGGAAGGGUUUGCUUGGGUAGAAACAACUGGAUCAGCUUGGUGUCCCUGCCAAACAAAACCUGUUUUUAACUUCCAAAAUGUAAAUACAGACACUGUUUUUGUCACUUGGCAAGACCAGGACGAGGUAGAAGGUCUCUCUUAUUUCCUCAAAUGACACGAUACGUUGCAAUUCCUUCUUUGCUCCUGUGCUUGAAUUGUAGGGAAGGCAGUGAGUUACUUGUUCUUCCUUGGCCAUGUGUCCGCGAGGGUGCCUGUACACUUCUCGUGCCAUUCCUUCUUCUCUCCCCAAACUUACUUUGCCCCUGUUGGCUUCCUUGUUGACUCGGUGCUUCUCUCAGAAGUUUCUCCUUGUCAAGUGGCUUGGGGGCUCCGAUUAAUUUAGAAAACAUUUAUCCAAAAGGAAUUCAGCUUGAGUUUAAGAUGAUUUGCUGUCCGGUAGCCAUGAAAGGAAAAGUAGGCAGAAAUAUAUAUAAUAUAUAAACACAGAGGAGAAUCUAGGGAAAUGCCCAAAUUCCCCACCUGGUCACGUUAUAGUUGCCAGUCCAGCUUGAAACCAGCCCUGGAGACUCCCUCCAACUCAUUAAAACUGUGCCUUGGGUCAGAGUUCAGCCUCUUUUUACUGACGGUCGUAUGUCUGUAACCUGCCAGAAGCCAUAUUCUCAAACAAGGGAGAGUUGGUAAAAAAAAUUGAAUGAAUAACUUUAGGCAGUCCUUGAGUUACCUAAGCCCUGACUUUACACAUGAGAUGCAAAAACCAGGGCUGACGCUUUGCACAAAUAUGCACACACCCAGAGAGCAGAGGAUCUAAUGCAGUGUUUCUCAAC